AUGGCCCCUUUGAAAUCACUAGGCCCAGAUGGAUUGCCACCAACCUUCUUUCAAAAUUAUUGGGAUAUGGUGAAGGAUGAUCUUUACUUUCUUGUGAGUGAUUUCAUCAACACAGGUCAUAUUCCAAGGGAAUUAAACAGGACAUAUAUCUGCCUCAUCCCAAAGGUGAGCGCCCCUGAGUCUGUCGACCAGUUCAGACCGAUAAGCCUUUGCAACAUAGCAAUCAAGAUCAUAACAAAGGUGGUGGCUGACCGUUUGCAUGGAGCACUGGAUCACAUAAUUGCACCAUCCCAAUCAGCUUUUAUUAAGGGCCGUUUGAUCUCGGACAAUAUCUUGGUGGCGCAUGAAAUGUUCCACUAUAUAAAGAAGCAAAAGCAAGGGAAAGAGAAGUUCCUAGUUCUGAAGCUUGACAUGCGGAAGGCGUAUGAUAGGCUCGAAAUUUUUAUCUUAUGCUCUCAAGCCCUUACAGCCAUUAUUAGGCAUGCAGAAUCGGAUGGUAAUCUCCAUGGAAUUAGAGUGAGACAUAGGGGUGACCCUAUUACCCAUCUCCUGUUCGCAGAUGAUUGCUUGCUUUUUGCUAGAGUUAAUCUACAGGAAAUCAAUUGCCUCAAAGAUUGCCUGGAUUUGUAUUGUAAAGCGACAGGCCAAUCAGUUAAUCUGCAGAAAUCAAGUUUCACCUAUAGUCCGAAUACCCAUGAUCGAUUCAAGAGAUGGUUCUUAAGAAUCCUUAAAGUCCAAUAUGGGGAUGGUCCUUCAAAAUAUUGGGGCUUACCUAUGGACUUUGGUGUCUCAAAAAAGUUUGUUUUGAUGAGGUAA
Molecule: messenger RNA, 816 nt
Organism: Telopea speciosissima
Lineage: Eukaryota; Viridiplantae; Streptophyta; Magnoliopsida; Proteales; Proteaceae
Exons: 1
Coding region: 1-816 (271 amino acids)
Source: RefSeq, a predicted model, not a curated record